UGACCUAUCAUAUACAGGCUAUUAAUAAAUCUUAAUAAUUAGGCCAAAAUAUCAUUGGUGCGAUUAUAACCGAAUGAUAUUUUGGCCUAUUUAUUAUUAAUAAAUAAAUCUUAAUAAAUAGGCUACUACUCAUUUUCCGGGUCGUUGGGACAGAAUGGACCGAAUCCGAAACGGACCAAGGGAUUCUAUUCCGGUUCUCAAAUUCACAGUUGUGCAAAGACCGAGUUUGAAGUUCAGUCAGUCUGCAUUUGCCUCUUUGGAAAUCCAUUCACUUCGUUCUUUUGCAGAAAUACUGCAAAUUCGAAUCCAGAAUUCGCGUGUUUCUGAAGAACUUGAGCUGUUCAAGACUUCCUAUUAAACCCCUUUCUCUCAUACUCAGAUUAUGACCUCAAUAACCAUGGGCUCUACUUCAAAGAAGCGUAAGAAUUCUAAGACAAACGAUGGCAGAGAUAGGUUGAGUGAAUUACCUGAUGAAGUUUUGGUGCACAUCCUGUCUUUUCUGCCCAUUUUAGAUGCUGUUCAAACCGUAUCAGUUCGCAGAUUUGGUGAUCUUUGGACUUUGCUUCCCUGCCUUAAUUUCAAAGACACUGAGUUUAUCAAAGUUUUUCUUGUUAAGCUGAAACUUACAAACUGUGGAAUCAAGCAGCUAAGUGGAUUCCAGAUGAGAUCACUAAGAAAAUUAUCACUUUCCCAUGUUGAGUUGAAGGAUGAGGUGUUGAAGAAAAUUAUAUCCGGAUGCCCUUCUUUACAAGAGUUGGCUCUAGAGUAUGUACGUGGAUUGGAAGAGCUGCGCUUUUCUGCUCCUAGCAUUGAAAAGUUAGAUCUAACUUUUGUGGUAUUUUUCUUGCUUGAUUGCCCCAACCUGAAGAUUUUAAAUAUUAAUAUUCGCCAGAAUCGCCACAAUUCACGUCUAGAAAUAGUUGAUGUUUCAUCUGUUCGUGAAGUCAACAUUUCGGCUUACACAAUCAUUGACGAGAUUGAUAAAUUAUUGAAGACGUUUCACAAUGUUGAAGUCUUCAAAUUUUCUGAUGUAGCUUUUCAGCCAGCAUAUUUUCAGGAGCAAGAUUUCCCACAAACUAGAUGGAAGCGUUUACAUAUUAAAUCACGACUUAGUGAAGAUCGUUUCUUAAGCGUUUGUACAAUUUUGAGAAGUUCGCCUCAAUUGGAAGAACUCAUAAUAUACACAGAUUCAAGAAGUGAUAAUAGUUGGGAUUUGGGAAGGCGUGUAACACGUGUUUGCAGUGUGCUCUCCUUAGAGUUCUCUCCUUGUGUGAUGCUGCAACUCAAAACUGUCACCAUCAGUGGACACAAGUUACCUUCUCAAGGGCUGCUUCGACUUGCAGAAUUUUUGCUUAAAAAUUCUGUCAACAUGGAAAAUAUGGGGAAGAAGUUGCACAGUAUCAUCUCAAUCUUGAUUUCGGCGUUUGCAUCAGUGAUGGUGGUUGGUCAUACUCUGUUAACUACUGUCUGCAUUAGGUCUUCCGAAAUCAUUCACGAGGUUGAUAAAUUAUUGAAGAGGUUUUGCAAUGUUGAGGUUAUCGAAUUGGAUGGGAAAGGUUUUCAGCUGUCAAAAUUUCAGGAGCAAGAUUUCUCGCAAACUAGAUGGAAACGUUUACGUAUUGAGUCACAGCUUAAAAGAGAUCAUCUUUUAAGCGUUUGUACAGUUUUGAGAAGUUCGCCUCACUUGGAAGAACUCAUAAUAUACAAUAAUUCACGGAAAGAUUUGGGUGUCACAAAUGACUGCAAUUUUCUCUCCUCAGAGCUCUCUUCUCCUUGUUUAAUGCCACAACUCAAAACUGUCACCUUCCGUGGACACAAGGUACCUUGUCAAGGGCUGCUUCGACUUGCAGAGUUUUUGCUUAAAAGUUGUGUCAAAAUGGAAAGGAUGGCAAUUUUCCCGCGCAUGAGUCAAUUAGUAGCAGUUGAGGAGAUUAAGUUUUUAAAGCAAUUAUUAAGCUUUCCAAGGGCCUCAACAAAUGCAAGGGUAAUCUUCGGUUCUGAAGUAUACUAAGGGAAGUUGCAAAGUAUACUAAUGACUCAAUUCUAAUAGACUUCUACGUCGUACUCCGUAGUUUGCUAGCUAGCUUGUAAGAUUUUAGGUUCUUGUGGGUUAAUUUUACGUUUAUGUAAUUGUGAACUUUAUGUUAAUGCACUUCCUUUAGGGAUAACUUAUUAUUGUAAUUUAUGUUAGGGCAUAUCUUGGACAAAAAAAUUGGAAGGGGAGAUGGUUAUGUAAUUUUUGUAUUCGGAAAUGGUAAUCAUGCAAUUCCCUUC
This is a messenger RNA of Spinacia oleracea (spinach), 2274 nucleotides long. RefSeq names its product probable F-box protein At1g60180. NCBI's taxonomy places the organism in Eukaryota, Viridiplantae, Streptophyta, Magnoliopsida, Caryophyllales, Amaranthaceae. The transcript is spliced from 9 exons. Gene Ontology annotation, molecular function: protein binding. Bases 383 to 2011 code for a protein of 542 amino acids. The record is from RefSeq and is a predicted model, not a curated record.